Drosophila elegans is the source of this 1698-nucleotide messenger RNA. It is a transcript of the gene CaMKI, whose product is annotated as calcium/calmodulin-dependent protein kinase type 1. Gene Ontology annotation, molecular function: ATP binding; calcium/calmodulin-dependent protein kinase activity; calmodulin binding. NCBI's taxonomy places the organism in Eukaryota, Metazoa, Arthropoda, Insecta, Diptera, Drosophilidae. The coding region runs from base 333 to 1553 and encodes 406 amino acids. The record is from RefSeq and is a predicted model, not a curated record. The transcript has 10 exons. Gene Ontology annotation, biological process: protein phosphorylation.
UUGGCAACACUGCAACAAUGGUUGCGCCAGCGCCUGGAUAAAAUCAAUAAAUCGAUACUGAAAGUAAUUGUGAUUUCUAGCGAGUGUGCUCUUUAAAAAAAGCAUUUUUUGGCUGCACUGCACAAAUAAAGGCAGGCCAUAUGCUAAGCCGGAAAUUUAAUACGAAAUCGUUACUUAGCUGUCACUAUGUUUGUGUUUUCUGUGUAACUACUGAACGUGAAAAAAAUCGGUGAGAAGUCCGACCAGAACUGUCAAUGCGAGAAUAACUAUGCGCCAUUCCUGCGCAUUUUGACAGUAACCGUCUAAGACAAAUCAAAACCAACUCCGCUAAAAUGCCUUUGUUUGGCAAAAAGGAUUCCGGCAAGAAAGCCAAGGCGAAGGACAUUAAGGAGCUGAAUAAACAAGUGUCAAUCGAGGAGAAAUACAACCUUCAUGGGCUUUUGGGGACUGGAGCUUUUUCAGAAGUCCGCCUAGCCGAAAGCAAAGAUACGCCUGGCGAUCAUUUUGCAGUGAAAAUAAUAGAUAAGAAAGCUCUAAAGGGCAAGGAAGAAUCUCUGGAGAAUGAAAUUCGUGUUUUGAGAAGGUUCAGUGCAAAUCAUUUUGAUGGCAAAUGUCCGAACGGAACGCGAUUAACCCAUCCAAAUAUAGUGCAACUCUUGGAAACGUAUGAGGACAAGUCGAAGGUGUACCUAGUUAUGGAGUUGGUUACUGGUGGUGAACUCUUCGAUCGCAUUGUGGAAAAGGGAUCUUACACUGAAAAGGACGCUUCUCAUCUCAUCCGACAGAUUCUUGAAGCUGUUGAUUAUAUGCAUGAGCAAGGAGUUGUCCAUCGUGAUCUUAAGCCGGAAAACUUACUCUACUAUAGUCCUGACGAUGAUAGCAAAAUAAUGAUCAGUGAUUUCGGCUUGUCAAAAAUGGAAGAUUCUGGAAUUAUGGCUACAGCAUGUGGAACCCCGGGAUAUGUGGCUCCUGAGGUGCUAGCACAAAAACCCUACGGAAAAGCCGUUGAUGUGUGGAGUAUUGGAGUAAUAUCCUACAUUCUUUUAUGCGGCUAUCCGCCGUUCUAUGAUGAAAAUGAUGCUAAUCUGUUCGCUCAGAUUUUAAAAGGAGAAUUUGAAUUUGACUCACCCUAUUGGGAUGAAAUAAGCGAGUCCGCCAAGCAUUUUAUUAAGAACUUAAUGUGCGUAGCAGUAGAAAAGCGAUAUACAUGCAAGCAAGCAUUGGCACAUGCUUGGAUUUCCGGAAAUGAGGCCAGUAGCAAGAAUAUUCACGGAACGGUGUCCGAGCAAUUGAAGAAGAACUUUGCAAAAUCGCGUUGGAAGCAAGCAUACUACGCGGCGACAGUGAUCAGACAGAUGCAGCGAAUGGCGUUAAGCAGCAAUAGUAGUGCAAAUCUUGAUUCUACUAGCAAUAGCAGUAACCAAAAAGACUCUACAAAUCCAGCAGCUUCUGAAGCAUCUAUUUCUAAUGUUUUGUCAGCACAGCAAUCUGCACAAAGUCAUGCACAAGAGGUCAGCGAGCCGGUACGCAGCACAAACGGAGCUUCGCAGUAGCAAAGUUGAAUAUCAAAAUUAUGUUACAUAUACGCUGUUUUGAAUUACAUUUUUGAAUUUUAACGAUUAUCUAGUCUAGUAAAUAUGUCAUAUUUACUAAUCGGAUACAUUUUUCAAUCGAAAAUACAAAAACAUAACAAAUGAA